Messenger RNA from Amaranthus tricolor (Joseph's coat), 415 nucleotides. RefSeq lists its product as uncharacterized. The transcript has a single exon. Lineage: Eukaryota; Viridiplantae; Streptophyta; Magnoliopsida; Caryophyllales; Amaranthaceae. The record is from RefSeq and is a predicted model, not a curated record. Bases 49 to 408 code for a protein of 119 amino acids.
UAUAAACUCUGUGACUAAUUUCCCAUAGAAAAUUCAAGCAAUAAAGUGAUGGUGGUUAAUAGCGGAGGAGGAGGGGAGGACUUAUGGACAUCCACAGACAAGCUCUACCAUGUCGUGUUCUGCUUUUCCUUCACCAUUGUUUUCAAUCUCUUGUUUUCCCAUCAUCCUUUGCUCCGGAGAAGCUCCCUUUUCAUGGCUUCUUGUUUUUCUCUCCUUGUCGGCGCCGCCAAAGAAGCCGCUGACCAUUUCGGCUACUUCAAUUCCUCCGGCGCCUCCGUCAAAGACGGUGUAGCAGAUAUUUUCGGAGUCUUGUUGGCUUGUUCACUACUUUAUCUCUCCAAUAAGUUGUCAUCAUCUCGGAAGUCCGAAAUCGAUGAUCGAACAGUCACAGGAGUUGAUCUCGUUUGAUUACAAU